AUGUCUGAAUUCUCGGACUGGUAUUUUGGUGUACCAGAAAUCACCAGAUACUGGUUUACCGGAAGUGUCGUUUUGCCGCUAUUAGGCCGAUUUGGUUUGUUUAGCCCCAGCUUAAUGCUUCUUGAAUGGAAUCUAUUUUUCCACAAAUUUCAGAUAUGGCGACCAGUGACAGCAUUAUUUUAUUAUCCAUUAACACCUUCAUCGGGUUUUCACUGGUUAUUAAUGCUGUACUUCAUGUAUAAUUAUUCUCGUAGCAUUGAAACUGGACUCUUUGAUGGUCGACCAGCAGACUAUCUUUCAAUGCUUAUUUUCAACUGGAUCAUCUGCACCAUAAUAUGUCUGGCGGCUGGUGUGUAUUUUCUUCUGGAACCAUUGGUUCUUAGUGUGUUGUACGUAUGGUGCCAGAUAAACAGAGACCAAAUUGUACAGUUUUGGUUUGGAACACAAUUUAAAGCGAUGUAUUUGCCAUGGAUACUUGUCGGUUUCAAUAUAGUUCUUCGAGGAGGUGGUAUGAAUGAACUAAUCGGGAUUCUCGUUGGACAUGCUUACUAUUUCAUAACAUUCAAAUACCCGCAGGAUUUUGGUGGUCGCAGUUUUUUACAAACACCACAAAUCUUGUACAGAUGGUUCCCAAGUCGGACCAACGUCGUCCAUGGAUUUGGUCAAGUGCCAUCAUAUAGAAGAACAAACAUAGGUGACGGUAGAGCAGUUAGACAUAACUGGGGGCAGGGCCGUCCGUUGGGUGGUCCAGACUGA
Molecule: messenger RNA, 756 nt
Organism: Brugia malayi
Lineage: Eukaryota; Metazoa; Nematoda; Chromadorea; Rhabditida; Onchocercidae
Gene: Bma-cup-2
Product: MGC82342 protein, putative
Exons: 4
Coding region: 1-756 (251 amino acids)
Biological process (GO): endoplasmic reticulum unfolded protein response
Cellular component (GO): endoplasmic reticulum membrane; Hrd1p ubiquitin ligase ERAD-L complex
Molecular function (GO): ubiquitin-specific protease binding; misfolded protein binding
Source: RefSeq, a predicted model, not a curated record